Molecule: messenger RNA, 1749 nt
Organism: Onychomys torridus (southern grasshopper mouse)
Lineage: Eukaryota; Metazoa; Chordata; Mammalia; Rodentia; Cricetidae
Product: zinc finger protein 431-like
Exons: 4
Coding region: 83-1678 (531 amino acids)
Biological process (GO): central nervous system development; regulation of transcription by RNA polymerase II
Cellular component (GO): nucleus
Molecular function (GO): RNA polymerase II cis-regulatory region sequence-specific DNA binding; DNA-binding transcription factor activity, RNA polymerase II-specific
Source: RefSeq, a predicted model, not a curated record
CCGGCUGCCCGCUUCAGAAGCUGGCACCAGUGGUUUUGUGUAUGGUGCUGUGACUGCUGCUGCAGGGAGCUUUGCAGAGAGCAUGGGCGAGCUGGAAAACCAUGGCAUGAGUGCAGUGACCUAUGAUGAUGUUCAUGUUGACUUCACUUGGGAAGAGUGGACUUUGCUGGAUCCUUCCCAGAAGAAUCUCUACAAAUAUGUGAUGCUGGAGACCUACAGGAAUCUCAUUACUAUAGGAUACAGUUGGGAAGACCAUAAUAUUGAAGAAGAUUGUCAAAGUUCUAGAAGACAUGAAAGGCAAGAAAGAAGUCAAACUGGAGAGAAACCUUCAAUAUAUACUCAAUGUGUUAAAGCCUUUGCACAUCUGAGUACUCUUCAAAUGCACGAAAAAACGCACACUAAAGUGAAGCCCUAUGAAUGCAAUCAGUGUGAUAAAGCCUUUGCAUGUAUCAGUAAUCUUCAAAUGCAUCAAAGAACACAUAUUGGAGAGAAACCUUAUGAAUGUAAUCAAUGUUGUAAAGCCUUUGCACAACACAGUACUCUUAAAAUGCAUAAAAGAACACAUACUGGAGAGAAACCCCAUGAAUGUAAUCAGUGUGAUAAAGCCUUUGCACAACUCAGUCAUCUUCAAAUGCAUCAAAGAACACAUACCGGAGAGAAACCCUAUAAAUGUAAUCAGUGUGGUAAAGCCUUUGCAUAUGUCAGUAAUCUUCAAAUGCAUCACAGAACACAUACUGGAGAAAAACCUUAUGAAUGUAAUCAGUGUGAUAAAGCCUUUGCACAACACAGUCAUCUUCAAAUGCAUCAAAGAACACAUACUGGAGAGAAACCCUAUGAAUGUAAUCAAUGUGAUAAAGCCUUUGCACGACACAGUCAUCUUCAAAGGCAUAAAAGAACACAUACUGGAGAGAAACCCUAUGAAUGUAUUCAGUGUGGAAAAGCCUUUGUAUGUCACAGUCAUCUUCAAAUGCAUCAAAGAACACAUACUGGAGAGAAACCCUAUGAAUGUAAUCAGUGUGAUAAAGCCUUUGCACAACACAGUCAUCUUCAAAGGCAUAAACGAAUACAUACUGGAGAGAAACCUUAUGAAUGUAAUCAGUGUGGUAAAGCCUUUGUAUGUUAUAGUCAUCUUCAAAAGCAUAAAAGAACACAUACUGGAGAGAAACCCCAUGAAUGUAAUCAGUGUGAUAAAUCCUUUGCACAACACAGUCAUCUUCAAAUGCAUAAAAGAACACAUACUGGAGAGAAACCCUAUAAAUGUAGUCAAUGUGGUAAAGCCUUUGCAUGUCACAAAAGUUUUCAAAGUCAUAAAAGAACACAUACUGGAGAGAAACCCUAUGAAUGUAAUCAAUGUAGUAAAGCCUAUGCAUGUCAAAAAAGUCUUCAAAUGCAUAAAAUAACACAUACUGGAGAGAAACCCUAUGAAUGUAAUCAGUGUGCUAAAGCCUUUGCAUAUAUCAGUAGUCUACAAAUGCAUCAAAGAACACAUACUGGAGAGAAACCCUAUGAAUGUAAUCAGUGUGGUAAAGCCUUUGCACAACACAGUCAUUUACAAAGGCAUAAACGAACCCAUAGUAGAGAGAAACACUAUGAAUGUAAUCAGUGUGGUAAAGCCUUUACAUGUACGAGUAAUCUUAAAAAUCAUGAGAAAAAGUCAUACUGCAAAAAAAACCUAUAAAUAUAGUCAGUGUGGUAAAGUUUUGCACUUUAUACGGAAGUAAAACUUUUUGUGUGCAAUCAAUCUGUUAA